AUGGCGGGGAAGUUGGAGCCUUUGAACGUGGAGUCGCCAGAAGCCGCCGAGGAGGCUGAAGAGGGAAGCCUGGAGCCACAGAUCGAGGACCUGAUUAACCGCAUUAAUAAGAUUCAGCAAGUGAAGAAGAAAUCCAGUGAGGAACUGGAAGAGACCCAAGCUCUCUUGGAGUCCCUGCAUAGGGAAUUAGACUCCUUGAAUGGAGAGAAAGUGCACCUAGAGGAAAUCUUGAGCAAAAAGAAAGAGGCGCUGAGGAUCCUCCAGCUGCAAGAGAAGAAAAGUGAGGCUCAGCGCAGAGAGAGCACCGGACAGGGAUUCGGAGGCCUGUGCAUGAGGAGCCCCAGACAUGGCUGGGCCGGGUGUUGGUCCUUUCAUCCCUGGGUGUCGACCCCCAGGUUGGAUGUCGAAGAACAGCUGGAGGAUCUGAUGGGCCAGCACAAGGACCUCUGGGAAUUCCACGUGCUGGAGCGGCGACUGGCGCGGGAGAUCCGCGCCCUGGAGAGGAGCAAGGAGCAGCUGCUGGCGGAGAGGAAGCUGGUGGGCGCCAAGCUGCAGGACGCGGAGCGGAGGCUGCGCUCCCUGCCCGAGGUCGAGGGCGCCCGGGCAGGGAAGGAUGGGCUGAAGGCGGGGCUGAGGAAACGCGGGGAGCAGGUCCAGGGCGGCCCCGAGGCCGGGGCUGGCCGAGAGGCCAGGCCUGAGCUCCUGUGCGCCGGCGACAGGGAGGACCUGGAGCCGCCACCGGCUGGCCCUGACGCCCCCUAGGCUUGCAGACCCGCCCCUUCCCGACCUGCCCUGAAGGGCUGCUAAGAAAUAAAGGCGAUGUUGAUUUCAGACUGUC
Messenger RNA from Lemur catta (Ring-tailed lemur), 838 nucleotides. It is a transcript of the gene SYCE1L, whose product is annotated as synaptonemal complex central element protein 1 like. Lineage: Eukaryota; Metazoa; Chordata; Mammalia; Primates; Lemuridae. Bases 1 to 762 code for a protein of 253 amino acids. Gene Ontology annotation, biological process: synaptonemal complex assembly. The record is from RefSeq and is a predicted model, not a curated record. The transcript has 10 exons. Gene Ontology annotation, cellular component: synaptonemal complex.